Drosophila albomicans is the source of this 6750-nucleotide messenger RNA. It is a transcript of the gene stx, whose product is annotated as midnolin homolog. Gene Ontology annotation, molecular function: protein binding. The coding region runs from base 1210 to 4644 and encodes 1144 amino acids. Lineage: Eukaryota; Metazoa; Arthropoda; Insecta; Diptera; Drosophilidae. Gene Ontology annotation, cellular component: nucleus. The record is from RefSeq and is a predicted model, not a curated record. The transcript has 4 exons.
CGCUAGGUCAGAAGCAAAACCAAAGCCGGACGAGGCGGACGUGUGUGACGCUCGGGUGCGCGAUAUUUUUGAGAUUUGUAACUGUUGUGUGCGUUGUCGCCUGCCUUUGCUUUGCUGUGUGUGUUGGGUACUCUUUUUUUUUACACUUUUGUUUGGCCGCUGCCACCGUCGUCGUCGUCGUCGUCGUCAUCGUCGUCACCAACGUCUUUGCCGCUUACAAUUUGACUCUUCGUCCACCACCAAACAUCAAACUGUGUGUGUGUGUGUUCGCGCGUGUGUGUAACAAGUACAAACAACAAAAUUCAUAAAUAAAUAACCGAAAUUGUUUUUGGACUUUAUUAUAUCAAUUUUUUUUGUUGCCGCGUGUUGCGUGCACAAACGCAUAAAAAACAACCAAAUUCCUAAGAUCAAUACACACAAAUACAACAACAAUAAUACAUGCGUACCUGGGCAAAGCAGCAGCAGCAUCAAAUCAAAUAAAAGCGGAGCACACCAAACAUAACCAAGAAGAAAACGGCGAAGCAGCAGUUACUUGCGAUCAGAAAGGAGUGAGCGAGAGCGAGAGAGCGCGAGCAUAAAUAUCAAGCAGUGCGUGUGAAACUGUAAACUGUUUCGCAAUCGAAGCGAAGACGAAGAAAACGUACAAAUAAAAGAAGCAAGCAAACCUACCACGCGUCGUCGGCUCGUUGCGCUUCGGUUCGGUUAUUGCGUUCGGCACUUUACUCUCUCUCCGUGCUCCCCCCACCCCCAACACGCACACCCCCCACUAACAUCAUCAUCCACCAUAGUCGACGUCAGCGCCAGCGUCGUCGUCGUAUCUGUCUCGACUGACUGACUGACUGACUUUGCGUGUGUCGAACUUUGGCAGCAGCAGCAGCAGCAGCGUAGACAAAAACUUCUAAGAAGCAGCGCUGCUUAUUCGGUGCGUGUGCGUGUGUAUUUGAUUGCCAUAUGUGCUGAGUCUGUUUGUGUGUGCACAAGGUGUGGUGUGUAUACAAAAUCGAUUGAACCAAACGCCGCAGUUGCCGCUAACGUCGCAGUCGCAGUCGCUGCAACGCGUUCGAACGUUACGCGAUUUUUCAAACGCAUUUUUUUCAUGUGCUGAGAGCGUGUGAUAUUUUUUUUUCUGUGUCAAAUUCAAAUCAACCUUAAAAUUUCAACGAAAAAGAAAUACAUACGACUACUGGAUACUCUACGGAAUUAUUGCAAAUGAUGGAUAAGUCAACAACGAAUGCUGCGGCCGACAAUGAGGCAACAAAUGCUGCCACUGGGUGUGGCAGCAACACCAGCACUACAACAACAACAACUGGCAACGGCAGCAGCAACAACAACAACACCACUGCCAAUGGCAACACCAACAAUAGUGCUGCAAGUGCCACAAAUGGUGGCAACAACAACAACUGCAGCAGCGGCAGCAGCAACAACAAUGCUCGGCCCAAUAUCUUGCAACGUUUUGGCGUGGCGGCCACAACAAGUGCGCUGCUUAACAACAACAGUUCCACAACCGUUGUGCUGGGCACAGCGAACAACAACAACAGCAACAGCACGAUGAUUAACCUCAAUAUCAACACAACAACCGGCGGCAGCUUCGGUGUCAGCGUUGAGCCGCACAUCACUGUUGAGAGUCUGAAGAAGAUCAUCGCCAAGAAGCUGAAAGUGGCCAAGGAUCGCAUUUGUUUGCUGCAUCGUGAGAAAGAACUACAGGAUGGCACGCUGAGAGAUCACAAUUUAAUGGAUGGUUCCAAGAUCAUUUUAAUACCAAAUGUGGAAACUGGUUUAUUGGCCCAGCGACCGGAGAACACGGUGAUGCAAGCGUUGGAAUCGCUCAACGAUUCGCAGGUGAACGACUUCCUCAGCGGUAAGACGCCGCUCAAUCUGAGCAUGCGUCUCGGCGAUCACAUGAUGCUCAUCCAGCUGCAGUUGAGCACCGUGAAUCCCGCCGGUGGCGGCACAGCUGCAGCUGCCACCGCUGCCCUGCCGCCGGCUGCCACAAGUGGCAACGCGUGCUCGAGCCUGACUAAUGUCAGCGCCUCUUCCAUCUCCUCCGCCUCUGCCUCCGCCGCCUCAGCGUCUGCUGUUGCGCCAUCAGGCUCCCACAUGCGCACACGCUCCUCAUCGAGUCAUCGCGGAUCGUCGUCGUCGUCGUCAUCGUCGAGUGGAUCAUCGUUGCGUCUGGGCAACGGACAUGUGCACAGCCAACAGCAUCCGAGUUUGCAGCACAGUCACAGUCAUCACCACCAUCAUCAUCAUCAUCACCACAACGCCUCGGCUGUGGCCGCCGGCAGCUCUGGCAGCGCCACACGCAACAGCUCCAGCUCUAGCUCCUCCAACUCUUCUGGCUCCUCCAGCUCGAGUCGUAGUCAUGGCCAUGGACAUGCCAUCAAGAGCUCCGAUCUGAGCUCGUUCCUCAGCAAACGCGACUACGAGAGCCUCCAAAACAUUGUGAAGAGCAUUGCGUUGACGCAGGCUCCCCGUGCCGCUGCUGCCGCAGCCGCUGCCGCCGCCGCAGCUGCAGCAGCUGCCAGUACAACAACAACAGCAGCCACAACAGCAACAGCAAUGACAGCCGCAAGUGGGACACCUGCGGUUGGUGGCGUUAAAUCACUGUUGGAGCAAUCGCCCAUCAAAUCGCUCUCGAAUCUCGUGUCGAGUCCCAUCAAAACGACGGCCAUCAAGAACUUGCACAUGGGCACAGCAGCAACAGCAGCAGCAGCAAAUGGGUCAACAGCAGCGGCAGCAGCAGCAGCAACAUCGACAGCUAGUUCCUCCACAGCUGCCGCAGCAGCAGCGCCAACAAACCACAGCAACAGUUGCAACAGCAGCGGUGGCAGCUGCCAACAGGAUCCGAUUGCGGCCAAGCUUACCUCAUGCCUCUGCAAGCGACUGCUCAACUCGACGCCAGCGACAACAUCAGCAACAUCAACAGCAACGCCACCAACAUCAAGCAACACUGUGGCGCCACUCGCCAAUAACUCGGGCGUCUUGACGCGCGCCUCGAACUCGUCGUCGUCGUCAUCAUCGAUGGGGAGCAGCUCGCUGCACAAGACGGUCAACAAUCCGAUCACAGUGACACGCUCGAAGCAUCGUCAUCAUCACCACCAUCAUCAUCAUCACCAUCACUAUCAUCAUGCAGCUGCUGCUGCAGCCGCUGCCGCCGCUGCAGCUGCUGCUCGGAAGCCCCAAGAGUUGACAUCAGCCGCCACCACUUCCACCUCGAACACAAGCAGCUCCUCCACAACGUCAACGUCUUCAUCCUCCUCGUCGUCGUCGUCAUCGGAACUGGAUGAUGCCGGUUCUCUUGCUGUCUCCGAUACACGCACGCUGGCCGAAGCGUCGCGCAAUUUAACGCAAACGUUGCGCAAACUCUCCAAGGAGGUCUUCACCAACAAGAUCGAUUUAUCCGGCGGCGGCAGCGUCGGUGUUGGUGCCGGCAACGCUGGCAGCGUUGGCUCUAGCUCGGGUGGCGACGAUGCGCCCCGCAAGAGCAGCUCUGGCGCCGUGAUUGAGUCGAUGAAGAACCACGGCAAGGGCAUCUAUUCGGGCACCUUCUCGGGUACUCUGAAUCCCGCGUUGCAGGAUCGCUUUGGACGUCCCAAGCGCGACAUUUCCACGGUCAUUCACAUACUCAACGAUCUGUUGAGUGCCACACCGCAAUACAGUCGCGGUGCACGCAUCAGCUUCGAGGCGCCGGGUUCGUCGAGCAGCGGCAGCAGCAGCAACAGCAACAGCGUCUCCAACUCGUCGAGCAGCUCUGCGAAUUCCUCGACGAACAGCAGCAGAAAUGGCCUCGCUGCCUUGGCAGCGGGCGCAUCGUCAGCUGCAGCUGCUGGUGGCAUGCAUCACACAUCACGCAACAAGCUGUACUCGAGCAAGCACCACAACUGUGCCAAGUGCAACAGUCGCGCCCAGCAGCAACAGCAACAGGCAGCGGCAGCAGCAGCAUUGUCCGCCGCUGGCGGAGGAAGCUGCGUCUACGGUGAAUGCAACGGACACUACACGCAAGCAGCGACCAAUGGAAAGGGGGCGACGGCAGCGACAGCAUCCAAGUGUUGCACAGAUGCAAGCAACAAUGCCAGCUCAACGCUGGCCACCAACAACGGUUGCAUGUGCCGUUAUCGCAGCAGCGAUGGCAGCAGCAACAGCAACAGCAGCAACAACGGUGGCGACAUGUGCCAGAAGUGUGUGGCAGAGAUGGCGAAUCUGAAGACAAAGUCAAAGCUCGACCAGCUGCGUCUGGUCAUGCAACAGCGCAAGCAGAAGCGUGAGGCACGCAAGCUCAAGAGCUCGCCAUAUGCAACAGCAGCAGCAGCAGCUGGCGAUGCAACUGCGCCCGAGGCGGCAGCAACAGCUGCAACUGCAACUGCAGCAGCAGCAACAGCGACGCCGCAAUUCAAUGCAGUCAGCGUUAAGGCAACAACAACGACGACGGCGACAAGCAGCAGCAACACCUCUGCUGCAGCAGCAACUGCAACAGCAGCAGCAGCCGCAGCCACGGCAGCAGCAGCCACAACAGCAACAGCAACAACGACUGCAGCAGCAGCAACAGCGGCAGCCACAGCGACAGCAACCACAACAACAACCACCGCACCACCCAGCGAAGUGUCGCCCAACCACAUUGUCGAGGAGGUCGAUACAGCUGCCUAAGCGUCACGCCCCUCCGCCCACUCAUUUCUAUCGACAGCAUUUACUACAACAACAACAACAACAGCAACCACAACAACAAAUCUGUUUAUAUAUUUUGUAUUUCUUCUAACAAAUAUUUUGUAUGCGAAUUGUUUGCUUCCACUUAACAUGCAACUGCCACGCCCACAGUGUGCAACCCCCCAUCCCUCCCUCCGCCCAGCAUUGUUUGAAACAACAGCGUGGAGCUAAAGGAGAGAUAAGUGAAGGAUCGAAGGGGGUGCGGGGGAGAAAAAGAGAGACAGAGAGAUAGAGCGAGCGUGAGGUAGAAAGCGAGAACCGUUGAGCUGUUAAAUUAAUUUUAAGCAACAACAACAACAAUAAUUAACACAAUUCACAACAAUAAUCAGCCGGCUAAGCUCUACCCCUCCUCCUCCUCCUCCUUUCCCCUUUUCCCCACUGUGUGGUCAGAUUAUUUCAUGUUUCUAAACUUAAUUUAGUGAAAUUGAUUUUUUUUUUAACUACUUAUACUACUUAUCAUAAUUAUUAUUAUUAUUAUUGUACUUUCUUUGUUUUGUGGCAGCCACAACAAAAUCGAGGCAGAGCCCCAAGAUGGAAUCAAGUGAAAACAAAAGAAAACAAAAAAAAAAAAAAACAAAACAAUGAAACAAAACAAAUAAUGCAAAAAAUACUAUAAAUAUUACAUUAUAAAAGAAAAGAAAACAAAAAUAUUUCUAUGCAAAACUGCUAAUUGCUAAUUUUAAGCUGAACAAAAUGAAAGAAGAUGUAACCCAAUACUAUAAUAGCAUUAUAUAUAUAUAUAAAUUAAUGAAUAUUUUUUUUCGCAUGUAAUUUUUAUGUAAGCCAAAAACCGGCGAUGAAAUUGAAUAUGAAAAUAUGAUGAACAAUUGAAAGAAGAAAUCGAAGGAAAGAAUUAAGAUUAUAAGCAAGAAGAAAAGUUUAGCAAAGUAGAGUUUAAAUUUAGACACACACACAUCCAACACACACACACACACACAUGCGCACUGGCGUCGAUUGCAUUGAAAUUGAAAUGGAAAUUGAAAUUGAAUUGCAACCUUUAGCAGCUUUAUGUUAUGUUAACUCUUUUUUGAGCAGCGUUGCGCGCUGUUAACCUCUAAUUUGCCUUAAUAGAAAAUCGUCGUCUCUUUUUAUAUACAUAUAUUUGUUUUUGCCUAACGUUUUUUUUUUCUUAUAUAUAUAUACAUAUUUUAUUUGUGGUCAUUACACCUAUUUACUACUACUUUAACUACUAUUAUUAUUACUAUUGAUCGUAAUUAUUGUAAUUGUAAUUAUAGUUGUAAAACAUCCAUCACCAACAUUGUGUUUCUUUAUUCAUAAUAUUUGUAAUAAUUAUUCUAUAUGCAGAGUGUUUUUUUUUAAUUUGUUUUAAGCCGUAAUUAGGCUGAAAUUCAACGCACUAUUAAAUUAAUUCUAAGCUGCGAAAAGCGCUCGUAUAAACAUUUAAUUCGUUCUCUUUGUGUUCUCACCCAAAUUUUUUUUUUUUUAAUAAUCUAAUGAAUUAAGUAUGAAUAUUUGUAAUAACAACAACAACAACAACUAGAAACAACAAAAUGCAAUUAGUUCUUUAGUUAAAAGUUAACAUUUUUAUCAUUACGAUUAUGUUGAUUUAAUUUGAUUGCUUGCAAUUAUCUUGGUUUUGAUUUCAAUAAAAAAAAACACCAACAAAUACUUAGUUAAUGGUUUAGUUAAAAAAAAAAAGCUGCAUUUUUCAUUUUUGUUUUCUUCUCGCCACUGUUAAUGCACUGUUAACACGCUGUUAAGGCGCUGUUAAUCGCACGAUCGUCUGUGCAAUAAACUACAACUAGAACAACAACAACAUGAAAUGUAAAGAAAUGAUAUCUGUACGUGUUCUUAUCUCUUUCGAUUCGACUUUGUUGGUAAUUAUGUGCCAAUUGCAAAUACUUAGCAUUGUAAAAAAUACCUUAACACACACACACACACACACUCGAAUAUACACACGUAAGGCGACAACUUGACCAAUUAUUACAGCUCCGAUAGUAUGAUCCAUGGUCCUAGUUAUUCUCAUAUACAUACAAUAUACAUACUAUUAUUAUAGAUUGUAAGUUAACAACAAAAACAAACAAACAA